AGAAGAGAAGAAUUUGUCACUGAAAACCGCAUAAAAUCUAACCGAUUACACAGCGGUAAGAUAAGAAUGAGUUGAACGGACCUUGGAGAAAAUACUGAUUUCUUAUUUGGCAUCAGAAAGAUACGUAUUUUCAGAUCCAUUUCGCAAUGUCAAUACCAUGCGAAGUGUCACGUUUAACCGAAUCUCCAAGAUCAGAAUUGUAAUUACGAACGUAUACAAGACUCUGAUCUGAUUGAAUCCCUAUGAAAAGCUGACGUAGCUGGAAGAAUCUAAUGAAAGACAAUAAUCGGUCACCAAGUAAACUGUAAUACCGGCAGAGGAGCCCCUAUCUAAUUGAAAAUUAUUAUAGUUCGGUCACGCUUCGACUUGUGCCGCGAUUAUAAAUUCACUUACAAUGUCCGCUGCUCUAGUCGCGGGUCCAACAACAAAGAAAUCGAAAGCAUAAAAUCGAUGAUAUUCCACCGAGCCGAUCGAGCAUAACGACACCUCGAGCGCAACUGGAAAAGGCUUAUAAAGGGAAACACGUUUUGCUUCAUGAGUUUAGUUAUUCGUUACUCGCCUCGGACACUGGCUCUACGCUACAUUCGACAGGAGGAAUGUCUCUGAUUUGGAGAUGCGUAUUGCUGGCUUCGAUACUGUUGAGCGCAGCCAGUAUUGAUUUUCACGCAACGUAUCGUUCUUUUCAUUUGCCACCGUCGAGCUGGGAGGAAGCGGAACGAAGAGGGCAGAACCUUUGAUGCGUCACAAGAUGGUCGAUUGCUUCGAUGAGAAUGUCAAGAUUCGUGAUCCGAAAAAUUAUGAGGUCGAGAAGAGACGUCAAAACGAGGAAACGAGGAUGUCUAUAAUACGCCAUAAACGUCGUGCACGUUGUAUUGUCAAGAUGAGCGUCAGCGAUGGUCACGUGCCCAGCAGCGACCCGCGAAAUUUCGAAAUGAAGACUUCGUACGAGAUCAAUAGGAAGGUGACGUCACCGCCCAUCGUGCACUCGUACAACGAACACUCGAGUCACUCCGUGACGUCACCGCCCAUCGAGCAUUCGUACAACGAACACUCGAGUCACUCGGUGACGUCACCGCCCAUCGUCCAUUCGUACAACAAACACUCGAGUCACUCCGUGACGUCACCGCCCAUCGAGCAUUCGUACAACGAACACUCGAGUCACUCGGUGACGUCACCGCCCAUCGUCCAUUCGUACAACAAACACUCGAGUCACUCCGUGACGUCACCGCCCAUCGAGCAUUCGUACAACGAACACUCGAGUCACUCGGUGACGUCACCGCCCAUCGUCCAUUCGUACAACAAACACUCGAGUCACUCCGUGACGUCACCGCCCAUCGAGCAUUCGUACAACGAACACUCGAGUCACUCGGUGACGUCACCGCCCAUCGUCCAUUCGUACAACAAACACUCGAGUCACUCCGUGACGUCACCGCCCAUCGAGCAUUCGUACAACGAACACUCGAGUCACUCGGUGACGUCACCGCCCAUCGUCCACUCGUACAACGAACACUCGAGUCACUCCGUGACGUCACCGCCCAUCGAGCAUUCGUACAACGAACACUCGAGUCACUCGGUGACGUCACCGCCCAUCGUCCAUUCGUACAACAAACACUCGAGUCACUCCGUGACGUCACCGCCCAUCGUGCAUUCGUACAACAAACACUCGAGUCACUCGGUGACGUCACCUCCCAUCGAGCAUUCGUACAACGAACACUCGAGUCACUCGGUGACGUCGCCACCUGUUCUACGCACAUACAAUAGUCAUUCGAGUCACUCGGUGACGUCGCCACCUGUCGUGCGAACUUACAACAGACAUUCAAGUCACACCGUCACAUCCGGUCCCAUCACACACACUUACCAUCAUUCCGUCACGUCUCCUCCUAUAGUCGUAACCUAUAGUAAUCAUCACAGUCAUUCUUCCGAUCACGAGAACAGGGAUAACUCUUAUGCCCAACUUCCGGGUAUUCCUGAUCUCCCUGACAUACCCCACAUUGGUCACGAAGGGACCUACGUCAAUCAGAACGUGCACGUGCAUGGCAAUCAUUUGAAUAACGGGCAAGACAUUUCGGAUGACGUUGAUCCACAACCUGGUGAGAAAACCAUAACGUUCAAAACCAACACUAAUCGACAUGAAACUGUCGAUCAUACAGGAUUCGUGAAGGAAAAAGCAAAUGGUUACCCACAUAGGAUAAACGAUGAGUGGAUAAAAAAAUUCAGCAUGAUGGAUGGAAACGGUCGUUUCAUGAAUUCCGGCUAUUCCAUAUCUGGUAAACUCUACGACCGAGGAAUCUUACUCUCCGCCGUUAUGCUCCAGUGUUAUUUUAUGAUCGUUGCGUAAAAUGACUGCGGUCAAAUCUCGAUGCUGAUUUAUCGAUUCGUGUCGACGAACUCGAUGACGGAAUCGAGUGAAAAUCUUUGAGUAAUCCGAUCGAGGUCGAUAUCGACGUCGAAUAUCGUAGAUUCUUAUGAAAUCAGUUAAACCAUAACGACAUUCGAGUCAAUUAAUUAAUGUUAAAUUUCGUGUUAAGUUUUACUUCGUUCGAUCUAUCGGAGCAGUCUUUCGAUAUUCUUAGAGGAAAAAGAGAUCGAUUACGAUACGUAACAGUUGAUGAAUUUUAAGCAUUGUUUUUAUUGCGAACACAAAUAAAGAAGAUUACGAGUACGUGAAAA
This is a messenger RNA of Cephus cinctus (wheat stem sawfly), 2670 nucleotides long. RefSeq names its product hyphal wall protein 2. The transcript is spliced from 5 exons. Lineage: Eukaryota; Metazoa; Arthropoda; Insecta; Hymenoptera; Cephidae. The record is from RefSeq and is a predicted model, not a curated record. The coding region runs from base 737 to 2338 and encodes 533 amino acids.